Molecule: messenger RNA, 990 nt
Organism: Carcharodon carcharias (great white shark)
Lineage: Eukaryota; Metazoa; Chordata; Chondrichthyes; Lamniformes; Lamnidae
Product: transcription cofactor vestigial-like protein 2
Exons: 4
Coding region: 61-906 (281 amino acids)
Biological process (GO): regulation of transcription by RNA polymerase II
Cellular component (GO): nucleus
Source: RefSeq, a predicted model, not a curated record
AUGGAGCUGUCACCUGCCUGAAUCUGGAGCCUUUCCAGUACAUGUACUCUGUGCCCCACCAUGAGCUGUUUGGAUGUUAUGUACCACACGUAUGGAGCGCAUCAUCCUUACUUUACAACCACUCCAGCGUAUGCAACACAGGCUUUCUCAGUUUACCCGCCAGUGCAGGAAGUCACGAUGGAGGUCGUCCCCUGCAGCGCUGCCCAUCCUUCAGCCCCGAGCAAAGAGGACGCCCUGAGAGAGAAGGAGAGACCCGAGGCAGAGUACAUUAACUCCAAAUGUGUCUUGUUCACCUAUUUCAAUGGGGACAUCAGCAGUGUUGUCGAUGAACAUUUUACCCGAGCGCUAAGCAACUACAAUCCUGAAACUAGGAACUGCAAACUCAGGAAGUCUAGCUCGGGAUCAUCAGAGAGUUCUUCGCUCACUCAGCGCAAUUUCCCUGCAUCUUUCUGGGACUCUAAUUACCAGGCACCGCCCCCCCCGCCAGUCUCGGUCUCCGCCGCAGGGGCGAGUGGCGGCGGCAGCGGCAGCUUGAGUUCCCCACACUCGGAGCUUCACUUCGGAUCCACGGAGCCGUACCCGGCCGCUCUGCACCCACACCUGGCCCAGCCGCCGGAACAUUGGCACUACCCGCUGGCCGCUCCGCUCAGCCCGCAAGGCUCGGCGUACCACCACCCCAGGACUAUACACGAACUCUACCCGGUCAACCCCAACCUCGACCCCCGCUACAACUCUCUACUGGUGCCGGCCCUCCGCUCCAGCCGACUGCAACCGGCCCUCGCCGGCCAGGAGGCGACCUCCCCCUGGACGGGGGUCUUCCCGACCGCUGAAGUGACACAGACUUUAAACUUAAACGUGGAAGCAGCUCGUCGCUGCUGUCUACCCGGCGGACCUCUCUUCAGCUGAUUUUCUGGAGUCGAAUUUUGGGGGCCACACGCAGAGGGAACUUCCACCCAAACAAACCCCCCCUCCUCCACCCACCCCACCCCC